This is a messenger RNA of Aspergillus homomorphus CBS 101889, 1776 nucleotides long. RefSeq lists its product as uncharacterized. The record is from RefSeq and is a predicted model, not a curated record. The transcript has 3 exons. Lineage: Eukaryota; Fungi; Ascomycota; Eurotiomycetes; Eurotiales; Aspergillaceae. The annotation marks the transcript as partial.
CUUGAAGUGAGAGCGGCCAGACAACUUCGAUACCAGUGGUGUGGUAGCCAUAUGGAGUAUGCCACAACCCCCUUGUUCACUUUCGCCUUGAAUCAACGUAAGCACACUCAAUGGAGAGUGAAAUGAGAGUGAGAUGUAGGAGCUUCUAGCAAGCAGUUUUGACCUGCUCUCUACGAUAAAUAAUCCGUGUUGACCUUGCUAGUUUUACCGUGUUAUUUUACUCAAGCUGUAGGGUAUAACAACCUCUAUUUUGUAUUUUGCACAUCACAGAUCCUUUGAUUCUCAAUGUCAGCCAUGUCUUGCGGUAACCCAAAUAUGGCAGUCGCAGCAUCUUUGAGUCUGAUCCCCGAAGCCCAGACUAUCUUGAGCUUCUUCGACCAACUUAAAGCACUAUCCCCGUCAGCAGGGUAUGAAAUAAUUAUGAAUAUUUAUGAAGACAACAGGAAACUUCAAAGUCGACUGGAUGAGAUGAGCAUUAAGGUUGGUAAAAAAGAGGUGGCCAUCGACGAGAUGUUUGAAGUCAAUGAAAAGGGAAAAAGCCAGCACCGCGAGACAAUGGCUCAUGUCCAGAAGCUCGAGAAGGUUAUUCAAGAGAAGGAAAGCCUAGUUGAAAAACAGAUCCAAGAGCUUCGUGACCGAGAUACCCAAGUAAAGAAGCUGACAGCUGAGAUCAAGAAACAGGCGGAACACCUGGCGCGAACAAAGCAGGAAUGUGGCACAUUACAAGGCACAAUCGAGGCUAAAGAUACGAUCAUCACCGACCUCAAAUCAGACAAGACUGAUCUUAAUGAUUGCUUGACAAGGCUAGAGAAGAUCAAUUCGGACAUCAAGGAAGCGAACCAGAACCUCAAAACUUCCCUUGGUGACACCCAAGCCAGACUAUACCGAAUUGAGGGCUUCACUAUUGGUCAUCUUGAUGGGGAGGAAAAUACCCUAAUAGACAGUUUCACAGGACUUUGGGAGCUCGCCAAAACGAAGUUAAAUUCUGCAUUCGCCGUUGACUUGCCACCGGAAAAUCUUCAAAAUAUUUCUGCAUGGUCCAAACUGAGAGAGUCUCAUCUUACUCGUACUCAUCGAAUUCCUUUGCCAUGUUCCAAUUCUCUAGCAGCAAAACAGAUUCGAUUGGCGUUAGUUCUCGCCAUUCUCGCCAGAGAAAUUAACCAGCAUGUGUUUCAGCCUAUAUAUAUCCUGCCUACGGACCCACACAUACGGAAAACUCUAAAAUAUCUCGCUGGAACUGAUUAUGAGAAAGAGUCGUUCUGUCGCUCUCUAUUGCAAUCUAUCAACUCAGAUAUGCAGGAGAAGUCACUUCAGACCAUUAUAAAGAAUGUUGUUAGCAGUGUACUGUGUUACAUUGAGGACAUAAUCCCUGACACACAACGUGCUUCGGUAUGCUCGGAGAUAGAAGCAAUAGUACGGAAGGCUGCCGAAAUCUGGCAGCCAAUCAGACGUUCCAAGCGAAUGUAUGAGCCCGACUUUGACCCUCCCGAGUCCGACGAGGACUGGAUCGCUUUCGACGCCCCUGAUAAAGACCGAUCAGCAUCAGGUACCAAGCACAGUCCUCGAGAUUCCGAUACUCUGACAGUGUUCCCUCGUCUCUCUUCCAUCGAGAAUAACAAUGUGACCGAUUAUUCGGUCGUGAUCCAGCUUGCCAGCUCUUCACCUCUUCUUGCGAAGGCGCGGGCCGAGAUUAAGCGGGAACCAUCCAGUCCCAAUGUCGUUCGGGUGGUGGCCAAGGCUUGGCGAAGCCGGUCUGGCACCUCCAAGGAUUCAAAU